UCGAUGUUCUUGGAUGUAUUGGCGUUUUGUUUUUCUCGAUCCUACUUUAUGAUUUGUGUUGUGAUUUUAUCGACGGACUUGAACUGUGCAUCUGUUUCUAUAAGUGUGUUUGUAGGUUCGCAAUACUGAAUGCGAUUGAUAGAUAUUGUGAUAUAGAUUGGUGAUCGAACUAAACGAUCAGUAACUAAUUGCGAUUGUGAUAUGUGUCAGUGAUAUGAUGCUGAUAUAGAUAAAAGACAGAAUUGCAGCUCGUGUGUUUUUCUGACCAUGCAAGUAGAUGAGAGUGCGAACACGAGCUGGAAACAAGCCCAACAAUCCAGAUACAGACGCAUUGCAAUACAGUACAAUUGUAAUGUGAAGAUAUCGUCUAGAUAUCGAUCAAAACAGCACCGCGGCUUGUUCGUGCGUGCGGGUAAAUAAUGUGGAGGUCGAACUCGUGAUUGAUAUAGAGUAUAGAUUAAUGGCGCCGUCACCCGUGCACCUUUGUUGCCGGCGGCCUGGGCAAGGCCAGUGGGCGGCUCGCCGAUGCAUGACGUGUGGUAUUCCCGAUUGCCGCUGACACCGGUCUGACCAGUACGUCGGAAACUAUAUAUAUGUUACUUGCGACGUAACCCUAUCAUAUAUGGUUGCUCAUACCGAGAUUGGUAAUUGCUGCAGUCGUAUUUAGUGAGGAACGAGUUGCGGUUAUUUCUGGCUGCAGCGCUGACAAAACCUUCGCAGAAAAAACGGGGGAAGUCGCUGCUGCGUCUGAGAAUGCUGCUGAUGUGCGAAUGGACUCACGCACGUGAUAUCUGCCGGACGGCAAAUACGUGUGCACGUGCCUGUGGGGUGUAAAGCCUGUUUCACCCACGGCUGGAGUGGUAUGGUGGCUCGCAACCCAGCGCGCUUGUGGGUCAAAAAUAGACGUGUGCACGUGACUCAUGCAUGCAAACGCUUGCGGGUAGCGUGUUGCGGAGGCGUACGUUCACGAUGCCCGUGGACUGCGGCUUACGCUCGGCCAGUCCGCCCUUUUACGACCUCCUCUCGUUCUCGUCGCCUAACCUCAUGAUGCCGGGCGGUGCGAUCGACAUGACCGGUUACCCGCACAACGGCUACAGCGUCUACCACCGCGCCGACUUCCCCUACGACCGCUACUGGAGCAAGGAGCCCAGCAUCGUUGCCGCACUUCCGGCAAAGUCCGCUCUCUACUGCCACCACGCCGAGGUUCCCGUCUCUGGAGAGAGAAAAGAUUUCUCGCGCGUCGUCGCGGGGCGGAGGAAGAAGCGCGUGCGAUUCGCCGACGACGACGGGCUCGCGCUCGAGACCGUGCGUGUGAUGAGCGAGCCGUCGCAGUACCCGCCGCGUCUCGACGCCGACACGCUCGCGUUGGCGCGCGCCGGCGCCGCCGCCUCGGCGACCCUCGACGAGACGUGGCGCCUCGCGUUCGAGCCGCCGGCCGCCGCCGACUACUGCGCGUUCCGGCGGUCGCUCGCGUCGGCGUCGGCGUGCCUCGAGCACGUCUCCGUGAGCGAGCACGCGCUCGCGGGCACGGCGAAGGUGCGUGACGUCGCGUACGAGAAGGACGUCGGUGUUCGCGUGACGUUCGAUUCGUGGGGAUCGCACGUCGACAUCCCCGCGUCGUACGUCAACGACGGCGGCGUCGCGAUCGCCGGCCCCGGCGGCGGCGCACACUUCAACACGUUCUCCUUCGUCGUCCACAUCCCGCCGGAGGCGGAGGACGCCGACGCUCGCAUCGAGUUCUGCGUGUACUUCCGCAGCGGAGGCGAAGAGCACUGGGACAGCAACGGUGGUGAGAACUACGUUCUGCUGCCAACGGCGAAGCAUAGACGCGCGCCGCGCGACGAUGCCCGACUCUCGCCGCACACAGACGUUCUCUUGUUGGGCGACAUCGGCCCCGACUUUGCCAUAUGGAACAUGCUGGACACGUCGCGGCCGUACUGGUAGUCGUGGCGACGCUGGGUGGUUGGCUGGCUGUCCGGUGCGACGUGCCGAGAAUUGUUCUCAAGGGAGUGAUUUUCACUUUGGAGAUUAUGCUGAGGCGGAGAUUUGGUUUCUACAGGAUGUGAUUUAUAUUUAUCGACAUAUCGCGCGUGGGCGUGCACGCGCGAGACAGUUGUUUGUAGUCGUUGAUUUCAUUCGUGUGUACAAUAGCACCGUUUGUAAUAUUCUCAGGAAGUGAGACACUGACAAGAAUUUUUGUAUACAGGCCUACUUUAGUAGCGCGUAUGUUCCACGUUGGACGUACGGAUCCCAACAUGACUGUUCUAUCUCAUUGUCAAUAGAUUUCGUUUGGUUUCGUUUUAAAAAAAAUGAAUAUGUUGUACAUACAUUAAUUUUGGUGGUUGAAAUGCGGCGUGACGUAAUGUAAGGUAUAUCUAUAGCAUGUCUGUACAUAGGGUGAGAGUGUGCAAUCAAAAGCGCCGAAACGUCUUUUUGCGAUGAAUGCGCAACAAUGCAGUGAUGCUGCAGAUUUCGAGUAGUAUUUGUGUCAAGAAUCAUGAUCGUCAUCAAUGCGGUUCUGCGGUCUCUACUGAGGCUACUGUGACUACUGUGACUAAUUUAGUUGUGUGUGUAGCGGAGGCAUGGUCCGUGUCCACUGGCCAUAGAUAUACUGCCACUACCCCCGUGUGUGAAAUGGAGGCCUGGACCGUGUCCACUAGUCGUAGAUAUACUGCCACUACCCCCGUGUGUGUAGCGGAGGCCUGGACCGUGUCCACUGGUCAUAGAUAUACUGCCACUACCCCCGUAUGGGGUUCGACGAGUUUAUUGCUAGAUGCUACUAAGCUAUAAAGUUCAGCAGAGAUGAACCGACUUUUGUGUUAGUGCACGCACGAUCGUGCGUGCAAUAUAACGUCCAAGAAUGUCGGCCAGAUGCACGGCUGUGGAAUAACCUGCCCAGGAGUUCCUGCCGCGCUGCUUCUUUCUAGGAUAUUAGGUGUUUUUUUUCUCCUACAUCGGGGACGUUUUUCACGUUGACAAUAAGGCCAGUGUGCAGUUUGCAGUGGUAGUAACGUGAGUGACUGUGGUUGGUGCAUCGUGAGCACACUGGUACCGCCCCUAAGUCGCUUCUUCCCGCAUUAGUGCAGAGUUUUCGCCGACUCGUGUUUCGCGCGCGCCUUGAUGCGUCGGCAUGUAGGAUUUGCUGUGAUCUUCCGCGUUUUGUUGCCUACAUCAGUAUCACAGUCGUUAGAGAGACUCCCGUCCCACAUUUGCUUCGUUCCGGGGAACGAAUGAACAAUCCGUGCUGAGUGACAGCGAUAAUGAAAUCUUGGUCCGGGGCAAGUAUAGAGGGCGCUGAAUCGCAAUGCCAAAUGAUGACGACCACUGUGUAAAUUAUCUGUAAAUAACAGACCGACGAAAUGUUCUUGUAUAUUUUUUAUUACUCCCACGUCUUACAUCGCGAAUCAUUUCGCAGCCUCCUCCCACUUGCAUGUUCUGCUCUUGCGGCGUUCGGUAGCUAAUAUUGUGCCCUACUUGCCAGUAUUAGUCAAGCUCGAAAUCGUUUCACGAAAUUGAAAGACCACUGGUGAUAGAUACUCUUUCAGUUUUCGUCCCCAAGUGAGGGUCACUGCUGUUUAUUAUUUACUUCAGAUGUGACUAACGCUCGCAUGUUCGCAACUAAUGAAUUUCAUUAUGCCGACAAUUUGUAAAUAUAGGACCUACGAUUUUCGCUUGCAAUUGUUUACUGGUAUUUGAUAUUAUAGUAUUGCGGUAAAUUUAUUUACCUAGUGUCGGUGCCAAAUCGGAACGGUUAGUGUUUAGAAUUUUUAUUGGGUGGAACACGUGUAUCAUCUAACAAUCUAACCUGAAGUAUUAGUAGUUGUGUAUGGUGUUGUGGAGUAUUAUUACUCUUUUCAGCUCAGUUGUAAAUGUCUUUCAAAUAAAUCCUUAUAUAUAAUGUUUGAAA
Messenger RNA from Priapulus caudatus, 3907 nucleotides. Its product is annotated as protein phosphatase 1 regulatory subunit 3B-like. Gene Ontology annotation, molecular function: protein phosphatase 1 binding; glycogen binding. Gene Ontology annotation, cellular component: protein phosphatase type 1 complex. NCBI's taxonomy places the organism in Eukaryota, Metazoa, Priapulida, Priapulimorpha, Priapulimorphida, Priapulidae. Gene Ontology annotation, biological process: regulation of glycogen biosynthetic process. The transcript has 2 exons. The record is from RefSeq and is a predicted model, not a curated record. Bases 925 to 1944 code for a protein of 339 amino acids.